AUGAAGGAUAAGGUUAAUGCAGUAGUUAUGCCACCUUCCGAUGUAGAUAAUAAUACCAACGGGUUCAUAAAAUUCAUCAAUCCUCAAUGUCAAGAGGAUGACUUUUGUCCCGAGAACUCUCUUUUCCAAAACGAUAACGAAUGUAUAAAACAACAGCGUGAUAUAUUAAAUGAGCAAACCGCUCCCUUCCCAAUUUUAAACGAUCAGUGUCCUACUUUGGACCUUAGCGGAUCAAAUGAUGAUCUGAUGUUACAGAAUGAAAUACCUCUUUCUGAGAGUACUAAUUUCCAAACAGUUCAGUUAACGCCUAGCUCGGGUGACUGCUCUUCCUUUGCGAUGGCAGAUAACAAUAAAAACGACAAUGAUAAUUAUACUGAUACAAAUUGUUUUUCUAAAAAGAAGGAUAUUUCUCCAAGUUCGAGAACUCCCUCAGUUCCACAUAACGAAGAUGCCCCAGAGGACUCUAAAGCAAAGAAAAAGGCUCAAAAUCGAGCUGCCCAAAAAGCCUUCAGAGAGAGAAAAGAAGCCAGAAUGAAAGAAUUACAAGAUAAACUGUUAGAAAGUGAGAGGAACCGCCAAAGUUUAUUGAAAGAAAUUGAGGAGCUAAGGAAAGUAAAUACUGAAAUAAAUGCAGAGAAUAGGCUGCUACUACGGAGUGGUAAUGAAAAGUUCCCAAGGGACCUAAUUGAUGAUACCGAUCACAAAUAUUCUUUCCCCACCAAAGAUGAAUUUUUCACUUCUAUGGUGCUGGAAGGCAAACUGAAUAACAAAGGCAUGUAUUCACUUAAGGAUAAUGAAGUAAUAAUGAAACAAAAUACACAGUAUACUGACGAAGCAGGAAGACAGGUACUAACAGUCCCCGCUACCUGGGAGUAUCUUUACAAACUUUCGGAAGAUAGGGACUUUGAUGUGACAUAUGUUAUGAGCAAAUUACAAGGACAAGAGUGUUGCCAUACCCAUGGACCCGCGUAUCCAAGGAAUCUAAUUGAUUUCCUAGCGGAAGAAGCUGCUUUAAAUGAAUAA
Saccharomyces paradoxus is the source of this 1023-nucleotide messenger RNA. RefSeq names its product Yap3p (gene YAP3). Gene Ontology annotation, molecular function: transcription cis-regulatory region binding; DNA-binding transcription activator activity, RNA polymerase II-specific. The record is from RefSeq and is a predicted model, not a curated record. The transcript has a single exon. NCBI's taxonomy places the organism in Eukaryota, Fungi, Ascomycota, Saccharomycetes, Saccharomycetales, Saccharomycetaceae. Gene Ontology annotation, cellular component: RNA polymerase II transcription regulator complex. Bases 1 to 1023 code for a protein of 340 amino acids.